CAGCACCUUCUUCUUCUAAUAUCCUCCCUUUCUCCCCCAUCCCAUUUCCCCAGUUUUGCUACGCAGAGUACCCCCAGAUCUCGAAAAUGAAGAAGGUUGUGUUGAAAUUGGAUUUUCACGACAACAAAUGCAGACAGAAAGCCAUGAAGAUAGCCUCUGGUGUUUCAGGGGUCGAAUCAGUUGCCAUGGAUAAGGAUCAAAAACUAACGUUGACAGGGGUCAUUGAUCCGGUGGAGGCAGUGAGGAAACUAAGGAAGUUAUGUCACACCGAAAUAGUUUCGGUCGGACCGGCGAAAGAGCCGGAGAAGAAGAAAGAAGAGCCGAAAAAAGAGGAAAAGAAAGUCGAAAAGAAGGAGGAUCCCAAGAAAAACCAGCAGAAAGAUGUUAUAGUAACCUACCCGUACCCGCCGGUCGCCCAAUACUAUCCUCCGGUGCCCUAUUGUUACUCUUACGGUAAAAUCGUUGAGGAAGAUCCAGCUGGUUGCAUUAUCUUGUAAAUUUUUGUUCUUAUAGA
Molecule: messenger RNA, 514 nt
Organism: Hibiscus syriacus
Lineage: Eukaryota; Viridiplantae; Streptophyta; Magnoliopsida; Malvales; Malvaceae
Product: heavy metal-associated isoprenylated plant protein 12-like
Exons: 3
Coding region: 87-497 (136 amino acids)
Molecular function (GO): metal ion binding
Source: RefSeq, a predicted model, not a curated record